AUGGGAAUAGCAGCCGUUCUCACUGUCUUGUGUAUGUGUUCACUCAGCUUGAGUGAUCCGGACGGCGGCACCAAAGUUGGAGAUCCUGUCGAUGCAACACCAACUGAGGUGAGGACUUGUACUCGCUGAUUUUGAGCUAAGACGUCAAAUCAGUUGAGGUACAGUAGCACCCUGUUAGUGCAGUAAGAAUGGAAUUAAUUUUCCAGAUUCACAUAAACGCAAAUAGAGUACUGUAACAUCUUCAUUAUGUUGUCAUAUUUACAUGGACACCCCUAGACUAGUUUUAUGUAUUUUUAACUCGUGUCUUUUUCUGGAAUAAGUACAACAGCCUCACUAUUAUAAAGACAAUCAUUAGAGGAGCAGGAGUAUCAGUUCCACGUGUUUCACCGUAACUGUUUCCUUCAGAACCCAGAGACUCACGGGAAACAGGCAAGAGGAGAUGUACCGGAGGAGCCAGAGCCCACCAGUCCUGUCUCAGACUUUGACAACACAUACAACUAUAUUUGUACGCCUGCACAAACUCAUCAAUAGUAUAUGCUACACACUGUACAAAUUAUUGCUGAGUUGUCAGACAUAAACAUCUUGCGAGGUCUUCUCUUGCACAGUGUCCAGACUGUCAGCGAUGGAUCAGGCCAUCCACAGGCUGAAUGUGGGCCACUACACACUGGACGUGAAGGUGACCCAGCUGGUGGACAGAGUGUCCCGGCUGGACGGCACCCUCGGGGAGAUACAGGACACCAUGCAACAGAUAUCCCUCCUCACCAAGGAGAACCGCAAGGAGAUUGGCCGCUUGGAGGGUAUGUCUUCAUAUACCUCCCUUUUCCUCUAUUUUGUUAAAAUGUUUUACUAUAGAAUGCUGAAAAAGAAUUACAAAAUCAUGAAAAACUAAAGGUGAAAUGUUUCUUCCUCUCCUAGGAUGUCAGAAGGGCCGGCAGGUGGGAUAUAAGUGCUAUCUGGUUUACCGCACAUAUGAGACGUACCCAGGGGCAGCCCAGAAGUGCCUGGAGCGUGGUGGAAGGAUGGCCAUGCCUCGGGACAGGAAGGAGCAGGAAGCCCUGGCAGACUACGUCAAGGCUUUCUUCCAGCCAGGGAACUGGCCUGUGUGGCUGGGCAUUAAUGACCUGCGCUCUGAGGGACUCUACCUGUUUGAGGACAACACACGCGUCACCUACUUCCAGUGGCGCAAGCACUUCCUCUCCAGCCAGCCGGACGGAGGCAAGCGGGAGAACUGUGUGGCCAUUUCGUCAGAUGAUGGGGACUGGUGGGACAACUAUUGUGACAGGAACAUGUAUUACCUCUGUGAGUUUGAUGCCUGA
This is a messenger RNA of Coregonus sp. 'balchen', 1316 nucleotides long. NCBI's taxonomy places the organism in Eukaryota, Metazoa, Chordata, Actinopteri, Salmoniformes, Salmonidae. The record is from the annotation of a GenBank genome assembly.